Molecule: messenger RNA, 576 nt
Organism: Lodderomyces theae
Lineage: Eukaryota; Fungi; Ascomycota; Pichiomycetes; Serinales; Debaryomycetaceae
Gene: PHO88
Product: Pho88p
Exons: 1
Coding region: 1-576 (191 amino acids)
Biological process (GO): protein targeting to ER
Cellular component (GO): endoplasmic reticulum; mitochondrion
Source: RefSeq, a predicted model, not a curated record
AUGAAUCCAGCUGUCACAAACAUCGCUAUCAUGCUUAUUGGUAUGCAAGUUUCCAAGCAACUAGACUUGGAGGACCCAACCAUUUUGUUCUACGUGAGGGCAUUCUACAUUUCAUGCCAAGUCAUCACCUUCCUCGUGUACUUUCUCGUCAGAUUGAAGAUCAACCAAAAGAAUGACUUGACAACUAUCAAAUACGUUGAACCAGCUAACCCCAUGAGCGGUGAAACUGAGCCAAGAGCCGUUGUUACCACUGUCAAGGAGUACGACUUACAACAAGUCAAUAGUCAAGUCAAGGGUAUCUUUACUGGUUUGGCCAUGAUGGGUUUCAUGCACAUUUACAUGAAAUACACCAACCCAUUGAUUAUGCAAAGUGUCUCUGGUGUCAAGUCUGCUUUGGAAUCAAACAUUGUCAAGAUCCACCUUUAUGGAUCUCCAGCCACUGGCGACUUGAAGAGACCAUUCAAGACUGCUCCUGGAUUUAUGGAAAUGUUGACUGGUGGUGCAGGUGUACAGACCGACAAGGCUUCUGUUGAAAGUGCCGAAGUCAGUGGUGCUGGUGGAAUUAAACAGGAUUAG